Messenger RNA from Bombina bombina (fire-bellied toad), 23156 nucleotides. It is a transcript of the gene EPPK1, whose product is annotated as epiplakin 1. The record is from RefSeq and is a predicted model, not a curated record. Gene Ontology annotation, biological process: intermediate filament bundle assembly; wound healing. Gene Ontology annotation, cellular component: keratin filament; membrane; cytoskeleton. Lineage: Eukaryota; Metazoa; Chordata; Amphibia; Anura; Bombinatoridae. Gene Ontology annotation, molecular function: keratin filament binding; structural molecule activity. The transcript has 2 exons. The coding region runs from base 117 to 22250 and encodes 7377 amino acids.
AGCUGCAACCAACGACUGAGAACAGACACUGCUGCAGAUAACACUGCCCUGUUUGAAAGAGGAGAGGAGAACAAGAUUCUACUACAACUCAUCGGGACAGCCAACCAACAAAGACAAUGGAGCAUAUGGAACACAAGGUCACACAUACAAUUGUGACAAAGACUGUAAAACACACAGUGACACAAUCAAUUAGUUCUUCUGAGUCAAAUGAAGAGUCAAGGGUUAUCCAAAGCCAUGAGACAUCUACCAAGGCUAUUACGUCAAACAAAGCCACAUCCAGCAUUGCAGGCUUCUUUGUGGAACAUAUCAAAGAGAAAGUCAGCAUCUAUCAAGCUCUACUGAACAAUCUGGUGUCUGAUGAUGUGGCUUUAGCUUUGCUGGAAGCCCAGGCUGCCACUGGCAACAUAAUGGACAUAACAAAAAACCAACUAGUAUCUGUUGAAGCAGCCAUUGAGCAAGGACUUGCUAGUCCUGAGCACAAACUAAAACUAAUUUCUGCACACAAUGCUGUGACUGGAUAUAAAUACAAGGAUGAAACACUGUCUUUGUUCCAUGCAUUUAAAAAAGGCCUUAUUGAUAAAUAUGAUGCUAUACGUUUCCUAGAGGCUCAAGUUGCAACUGGUGGUAUUAUUGAUCAUGUGAGCGGUCACCGUAUGUCUUUAUCAGAGGCUUUAAAACAUAAUGGUAUAGAUGAAGAAAUGUUUAAAAUCCUCUCUGAAACCACAGAAUCCACCAAACGCUACACUGAUCCCAACACACAAGAGGACUCAACAUAUCAACAGUUAUUGGCCAAAUGUAUCAUAGAUGCAGAAAUCAGAUUGCCUUUACUGCCCCUGCAAGAUAGUUUACAAGGUUUGAGGAAGCCUGUAACACUUGAACAACUAUUUAAUGCCAAAAUAAUUGAUCAAACUACAUAUGAUGAGAUCAAGCAAGGCAAACAAACUUUGAAGAUUGUAGGAGAACGUCAGGAGGUCCAGCAGUACCUGCUUGGUUCAAAAAUCAUUGGUGGAGUUUACAUACAGAGCACCAAGGAGAAAAUGAACAUAUACCAAGCCAUGAAGCAAAACUUCCUCACAUCAGACACAGCAGUUGCUCUGUUAGAAGCCCAAGCUGCAACUGGCUUCCUCAUAGAUGCAGUCAGUAAUGCUAAGUUAUCUGUAACAGAGGCCAUUCAAAAGGGUUUGGUGGGACUUGAACUAAAGGAAAAGCUACUGACUGCAGAAAGGUCAGUGUUGGGAUUCAAUGACCCAUACACAGGGAAGGGAAUCUCCUUAUUUCAAGCAAUAAAGAAAGAACUUAUUGAAAAAAAUCAAGGACUCAACCUACUUGAGGUUCUGGUUGCCACAGGAGGCAUUAUUGAUCCAGUUGGAAGUUUCCGUGUGCCAGUGAGUGUUGCCUACAAACGGGGACUAUUUGACAAAGAGAUGGAUCAACUAAUAUCAGAUUCUGUUAAUGGUCCAAGGGGAUUUCUGGAUCCAAACACUGAUGAACAUGUCACUUAUCUGGAACUGCAGAAGAGAUGUAUGCUUGAACCUGACACAAAACUGUAUCUGUUACCUUUAGUCAUCACCUUCCAAGGUUUAAGAGGCAAUGUUACAAGUGAGGAAUUACUAGACUCUUUGAUUAUUGAUAAAACAUCUUAUGAAGAUUUACAGCAUGGAAAUAUUUCUGUUCAGGAGGUUGCUGAGAGAGAAACUGUUCAACAGUAUCUUGAGGGAACAGGAUGUAUUGCUGGUAUUGCCAUCAUUUCUACCAAUGAUAGAAAAAGCAUUUACCAAGCAAUGAAAGAACAUAUGCUUUUGCCUGGUACCUCUAUGGCACUACUUGAAGCCCAGGCAGCCACAGGAUAUUUGGUUGAUCCUGUUAAGAAUGUGAAAUUCAGUGUGGAUGAUGCAGUCAAACAUGGUUUGAUUGGUCCGGAAGUUCAUGAGAAAUUACUUUCUGCUGAAAGGGCUGUUAUAGGGUAUAAGGAUCCUUAUACAGGGGAUAAACUCUCUCUCUUCCAAGCCAUAAAAAAAGAUUUUAUUGCUAAGGAUCAUGGCAUCUCACUUUUGGAAGCACAAAUUGCCACUGGUGGGAUUAUUGACCCAGUGAAGAAGCAUCGUGUCCCAGAAGAGAUAGCUUACAAAAGGGGUUAUUUUGAUAAAGAAAUGAAUAAUAUUUUAAAAAAUGCAUCAGAUGAAACAAAGUUUUUUUUUGAUCCCAACUCAAAGGAAAAUGUAACUUAUGCUCAGCUGCUGAAGAGAUGUGUUAUUGAUUUUCACAGUGGUCUCUACCUCAUCCCCCUAUUUGAUAACACUCAAGAUGAACUGAAGACACCACAUACUUUUAUAGAUUACCAGAUUCAGGUGACUUUGAAAGAAAUUAAAAUUACCUUAGAAUCAGGAAAGUACAAAGGACAAACAAUCUCCCUUUGGAAACUACUUUUUUCAGAUUAUUUCACAGUCGAACAGAGGGAAUCCCUUAUCAAACUGUAUAAAACAGGAAACCUUUCAAUUGAGGAAUUAUCUAGCAAAAUCACUACAGACAUCAAACAGCUGGUAUCUACCACCAAGGUCACCUUCAAAGGACUCAGGGAAAAUGUAACUCCUGGUCAACUGUUGAAUUCUGAAAUUAUUAACAAAGAUCUCUAUGAAAAGCUAGAGCAAGGUAAAACGUCAGCCAAAGAUGUGGUGAAUAUUGAAUCUGUAAGGAAAUACUUGCAAGGCACAGAAAGUAUCAGUGGGCUAAUUCUUACAGAGAAUCAAGAGAAAAUCAGCAUCUACCAAGCAAAGCGGAAAGGGAUUUUAAGACCAGGGACUUCCCUGAUUCUUUUAGAAGCACAAGCAGCUACAGGUUUCGUUAUUGAUCCUGUUGAAAAUAAGAAAUAUUCUGUUGAUGAGGCCCUCAAAGCUAAUGUAAUUGGUCCAGAAUUUUAUGAGAAGUUGCUGUCUGCAGAAAAAUCAGUAACUGGAUACCAUGAUCCAUACACCGAGGAAAUAAUUUCUCUCUUUCAAGCCAUGAAUAAGGAAUUGAUUGUAAAAGAUCAUGGUAUUCGUCUUCUAGAAGCCCAGAUUGCAACUGGAGGCAUCAUUGAUCCAAUAAACAGCCAUAGGAUCCCUGUUGAAGUUGCAUAUAAGCGUGGAUAUUUUGACAAAAAAAUGCAUGCAAUACUUUCAGAUCCAAGUGAUGACACCAAAGGAUUCUUUGAUCCAAACACUAAUGAAAAUCUUACUUAUUUGCAAUUGAAAGAAAAAUGCAUUACUGAACCUUCAACAAACCUCUGCCUGCUACCUUUGCACAGCAAAAAGUUCACCUUUCAAAUUAAUGAUUAUGUUAGAAACUCUUUCCGAAAUUUGGAGAUUCAUGUUAAAUAUGGAAGAUUCAGGGGCCAGACAGUUUCAGCAUGGGUCCUCAUAAACUCUGAGUAUUUCAGUGAAUGGAAAAGAAGAGAACUCAUAGAGAUGUACAGAUUAAGAAAGGCAACACUUGAGCAAAUUACUUUACUGAUUCAAGAGGAAAUGAAAAAGUGGGCUGAGAUUACAUUCCCUGCAAUUAGAGGAGAUACUAAUAUAUACCACUUACUUGAGGCUGAGAUCAUUGACAAAGAUCUGUUUGAACAAGUUCUAGAUGGAAAGAUUGGUGCAGAAGAUAUAUUAAAAAUGGAGAAAGUCCAAAAGCAUCUCCAUGGUUCUGGUGUACUUGGUGGUAUUAUAAUUCAGCCAUCCAACCAAAAAAUCAACUUCUAUGAGGCAGCCAAGAAGAAUAUUCUACUACCAAGUACAGUACUACCAUUGCUUGAAGCGCAGGCUGCCUCUGGAUACAUUAUUGACCCAGUGACUAAUCAAAAACUUUCUGUUGAUGAAGCUCUUAAAGCAGGAGUUAUUUCUCCACAGGUCUAUGAUAAACUUCGGGUUGCAGAGGAAGCUGUAACUGGUUACAAAGAUCCAUACACAGGAAAUAAGAUAUCUCUCUUCCAAGCUAUGCAAAAAGGUCUUGUGGAAGAAAAUCAUGCUACUCAGCUUUUAGACGCCCAACUUGCCACUGGAGGAAUUAUUGAUCCGGUAAACACAUUCCAUCUACCAGACAAAGUAGCUUAUAAGUAUGGAUACUUUAAUGAAGAAAUGCAUAAACGCCUCUUAAAUCCAACUGAUUCUACUAAACUUUACUAUGAUCCUACUACCAAAGAGAUGGUGACCUACUCAGAACUCAUUAGUCGUUCAGAAGAAGAUAAAUCUACAGGCAUACAUUUGCUCCCCGUGCCACAAGAGUUUGUUGAAGUCCCAUUAAACAACAUUUAUUCUGAUGAAGAAGUAAGAAAAGCAUUCAAAAGCACCAAGAUUGAAGAACGAAACAUGACAUUGUGGGACCUGAUACAUUCAGGUUACUUCACAGAGGAACAGAGGUAUCACAUAUUGGAAAAAUACAAGUCAAAGAAAGCAACCAUACAGGAACUCACUAUAGAAAUUCUACAAAUUGUCAGAGAUAAUGAAAUCAAGGUAACAACUCACAUUAGUUUUGAAGGUAUCAGAGGGAAAGUGCCAGCUGUAAACUUGCUAGAAUUAGGCAUUAUUAGUCAACAAACCUUUGAUGACCUGGUACAGGGGAAGACAACUAUUGAAGAAGUGUCAAAAAUAAACAUUGUUAAAAAAUGUUUGGAAGGUACAGGUUGUAUAUCUGGUGUAUUUCUACAGCCAACAAAAGAGAAGAUGAGUAUCUAUCAAGCGAUUAAAAGGAAUUUAAUCUUGCCUGCCAAUGGGCUAAUGCUACUAGAAGCUCAAGCUGCUACUGGCUUCAUGAUUGACCCAACAAAAAAUCAAAAAUACUCUGUGGAUAGUGCAGUCAAAGCUUCUGUCAUUGGACCAGAACUUCAUGAAAAACUCUUAACUGCAGAAAGUGCAUUGACUGGUUACACAGACCCAUACACAGGGAACAAAAUCUCUUUGGGACAAGCUAUCACUAAACAACUUAUUGCAAAUAAAGAAGGGAUUCCUCUUCUCCAGGCCCAGAUUGCCGCUGGUGGAAUUAUUGACCCAAUCCACAAAUAUUAUGUCCCAAUAAAAUUAGCUUUUAAACUGGGCUUUAUAGAUGAAGAUGUGGCUAAAGCUACUGAAAAUCUAAAAGUAUACUUUGAUCCAAACACUAAAGAAAGCUUAACCUACCUGCAGCUAAAAGAGACAUGCUUUAAGGAUAUAGAAACAGGUCAUUUACUGCUGUCAAUUUCUGAAAACCCUGCUAUUUAUGCUGAAAGUCACAUUAUUGAAAUUUUAAAAUCAGUAAACAUUAAUGUCCAAGUGGGAAGAUUUAAAGGUCAAACUUUAUCUGUAUGGGAUUUACUGAACUCUGAAUACAUUACUAUGAACAAAUUCAAAGAACUACUAUCUAUGUACACGAAUGGAAGUUCUGCAGUGCUCCAGGAUAUUGUUAAAAUUGUCUCUACCAUUAUCGAGGAGACAAGCACAACGAGCAAAAAGAUAAAGUUUAAAGGUCUCCGGAAACAGGUGUCAGCAAGUGAUUUGUUUGAGUCAAAUGUUAUAGACAAAAAAACAUUAGAUGAGCUGAAUCAAGGCAAGAAAACAAUUACAGAAGUGACAGAAAUGGACAACGUGAAGCGCUAUCUGCAAGGUACAAACUGUAUUGCAGGAAUUCUCAUACAGUCCACUAACAAGAAAAUGAGUAUUUAUGAGGCUAUGCUUAAACGGAUACUAAGACCUGGCACUGCUUUGGUGCUCUUAGAGGCCCAGGCAGCAACUGGCUAUAUUAUUGACCCAGUAAAGAAUCAGAAACUUUCUGUAGAUGAAGCAAUGGCUCAAGGAUUAAUAGGACAUGAUAUAUAUAAUAAGCUACUCUCUGCUGAGCAAGCUGUGACAGGAUACACAGAUCCUUACACUGGAGAAAAAAUUUCCUUGUUCCAAGCUUUAAACAAAAACCUUAUAGUCGAUUGCCAUGCAAUCCGUCUUCUUGAAGCCCAAAUUGCAACCGGAGGCAUUAUUGAUCCAGUGCACAGUCACAGAGUCCCUGUUGAGGUGGCCUACAAGCGGGGAUAUUUCAAUGAAGAGAUGAACAAAAUCCUAUCUGACCCCAGUGAUGACACCAAAGGGUUCUUUGAUCCCAACACUCAUGAGAACCUCACUUAUCUGCAACUUGUAGAUAGAUGUAUCCAAGACCCUGAAACUGGACUGUAUCUUCUGCAAGUUGUGAAAAAAGGGGAGAACUACUUUUAUAUCACUGACAAAAUGAAAGAGGAUUUACGAUCCAAAACUAUCCAAAUGCAGUUUGGAUUGUUCGCAAAUCAAACUGUAUCUAUAUGGGAAAUACUUUGCUCGCAGUAUAUCACAGAACUUAAAAGAAGAGAGCUUGUAAAGCUUUAUGCAAUGGGUGUGCUAGCAAUUGAGCAACUUAUAUCAACCAUCACAACACUUAUGCAUGAGUUUGAAAAUAAAAGCAGCAAUCUUAAAUUCAAAGGAAUUCGGGCUGAAGUGACAGCCACAGACCUGUUCAAUGCAGAGGUAAUUGAUAAAAAGAUUUUGGAUGACCUGAAAGAAGGCAAAAAAACUGUGGACACUGUUGCCCAAAUGGACUCUGUGAAAAGAUAUUUGGAGGGAACAAGCUGCAUAGCUGGUAUUGUUGUGUCACCUUCCAAUGAAACUGUCAGCAUAUCUGAAGCAAUGGGUAGAGGUAUACUUGCUAGAGAUGUUGGGUUGCUGCUGCUACAGGCUCAAGUUGCUACUGGAUUUCUUAUAGAUCCCACAACAAAUAAAAGGUUUUCUGUUGCUGAAGCUUUGUCAGCAGGCCUGAUUAAUUCUGAUGUUCAAGGUCAACUUGAAAUAGCUGAGAAAUCAGUUACUGGAUUUACAGAUCCUAUGACCAGUAGUAAAAUUUCCCUGUUCCAAGCCAUUAAAAAGAACCUUGUAGCAAAGGAACCCAGCAUUUAUCUUUUGGAAGCUCAGAUGGCCACUGGUGGCAUUUUUGAUCCUAUUUACAGCCACAGGCUUCCACUGGAGGUGGCAUACAAAAAGCAUUACUUGGAUGAAGAUACAUACAUUUUGGUAUCAGAUGAUGAUGGUAAGAAAGGUUUUGUGGAUCCCAAUACACAUCAAAAAAUAACUUAUAAACAUUUAAUAGAGAGGUGCACUAAGGACCCCAAGACUGGAAUGCAUUUACUUCAAAUAGCUGAAAAACGAGAUGAUUAUUUCUAUGUUGAUGAGCCUACUAAGCAUAUCCUGAUGUCUGUUGUGAUUAAAAUGAGUGUGGGAAGAUUUCAGGGCCAGGAGGUAUCACUAUGGGAGCUUCUAUGUUCAGAGUAUAUAUCAGAAGAAAAGAGAAAGGAACUCAUAAAGAAGUACAAAACUGAUACAACAUCCAUCCUUAAAGAUAUCAUCAAUAUCAUUCUAUCAAUUAUUCAAGAAAAAGAAACAAAUCAGAAAGAUAUCUGGUUUCAAGGUCUGAGAAAGCAGAUCACAGCAUCUGAAUUAUACGAGGCAGAAAUUAUCAGCAAAGAUACACUUGAAAAAUUAAGACAAGAAAUGGAAACAGCAAGUGAUGUUGCAAAAACAGAUUCAGUGAAGAGGUAUCUUGAAGGAACCAGCUCCAUUGCUGGUAUAUUUGUAAAUGCCAAAAAAGACCCCUCUCAAAGAAAGAAGAUGCAAAUUUAUGAGGCAAUGAUUAGAAAUAUACUAAGACCUGGGACAGCUCUUGUUCUACUUGAAGCUCAAGCAGCUACUGGAUUUGUCAUUGAUUGCAUAAAAAAUAAAAAAUAUUCUGUUGAAGAAGCUUUAUCUGCAGGGCUGAUUGGUUAUGAGAUUUAUAAUAAGCUUUUGUCAGCAGAAAGAGGUGUUACAGGCUACACCGACCCUUACACAGGUGAAAAGAUCUCACUUUUCCAAGCCAUGCAAAAAGACCUCAUUGUUAAAGAGCAUGGCAUCCGUCUACUGGAAGCCCAAAUUGCCACUGGAGGCAUAAUUGAUCCAGUCCACAGCCAUCGUGUCCCAUUGGAAGUCGCUUACAAACGUGGUUACUUUGAUGAAGAGAUGAACCAGAUCCUUUCAGAUCCCAGUGAUGACACUAAAGGAUUCUUUGACCCAAACACACAUGAGAACCUAACAUAUAUGCAGCUCUUCCAGAGGUGCAUUCAGGAUCCUGAUACUGGUCUGUAUAUGUUAGAAGUGAAUGAUAAGAAGUCUUCUCAACAAACAGAGACACAAACUAUAUUAAAGUCUAAAACAGUUCAGAUUACUGUCGGUGAAUUCCAAGGCAAGAAUGUUACUUUUUGGGAGCUUCUUCAUUCAAAAUAUAUCUCAGUGGAAAAAAGAGAAGAGCUUUUGAAGAAGUACAGACAUGGAGAUUUGUCCCUAGAGGAACUUCUAACUAUCAUCACCACAAUUAUUACUCAGACAGAGAUAUCACAGUUAGAUGCAACUGACUCUUAUAAUCAUAAUGAGCUAAUUCAGUCUCAGCUACAAUCACAAAAAGUAAAAAUCAAUAUUGGUGAUUUCAAUGGACAAACUUUAACACUAUGGGAGCUUUUAAACUCUCAUUAUAUCACAGAAGAGAAACGGAAGGAAGUAUUGGAAAAGUUGAAAUCAGGUACUUUAACUAUCCAAGAAAUUGUUACUACAAUUACUACAAUUAUCACAGAAGCAGAACUCAAAAAGAGUGAACAGAUAGAGCAAAGUAAAGUAUUAGCUAAUGAGCAGACAAAGACUGCAGAACAUUCAUUACACGCGGAUGAAAUCCAAAAAGCCCUACAGAGUAUUAGUAUUCCCAUCAAUAAAGGACAAUUUCAAGCUCAGGAGAUUUCUGUGUGGGACUUUCUUAACUCAAGAUAUGUUAAAAAGGAGAAAAGAGAAGAACUUUUGGGGAAUUACAAACUAACUGUCCAAGACAUUAUAGCAAUUGUCAUAAAAACAUUGGAAGUGAAUAGUAAGUUAUCUGAAAAAUAUAAUGUUCUGAAAACAAACCAAGUAGAAGUCUCAGUAGGUGAAUCAAAAGGUCAGAAAAUGUCUGUUUGGGAUCUGCUCACCUCCAGAUAUAUAUCUGAAGAAAAAAAAGUUGAGCUGCUAGAAAACCUAAAUUCUGGGAAGUCUGAUGUCAAAGAACUAAUUAAAAUUGUAUCUACAAUAAUAGAGGAGACAGAGGAGAGAAGCAAAAAGCUAAAAUUUAAAGGACUAAGAAGGCAGGUUACAGCUACUGAGCUGCUCACAUCUGAAAUCAUUGACCAGAAGACUCUUACAGAGCUGACCCAGGGAAAUAGAACUAUAGAUGAGGUGACAAAAAUGGAUAAAGUAAAGAGAUACUUAGAAGGGACAAGCUCUAUAGCAGGAGUAUUAGUACCAUCCAUUAGAGAUCCAUCAAAAAUAGAAAAGAUGAGUAUUUAUGAUGCAAUGCAGAAGCGCAUCCUAAGACCAGGGACAGCACUAGUUCUCCUUGAAGCUCAGGCAGCCACUGGAUUUGUUAUUGACCCCAUAAAAAAUAAGAAACUCUCUGUAGAUGAAGCAGUUACUGCUUCCCUUGUUGGCCAAGAACUCCAUGGAAAGUUACUUUCUGCAGAGAAAGCAGUAACUGGAUACAAAGAUCCUUACACGGGUGACAAGAUAUCCCUGUUCCAGGCCAUGCAAAAAGACCUCAUUGUGAAAGACCAUGGCAUCCGCCUACUGGAAGCACAGAUUGCAACUGGCGGCAUCAUCGACCCAGUGCACAGUCAUCGUGUCCCUGUGGAAGUAGCUUACAAACGUGGUUACUUUGAUGAAGAAAUGAACCAGAUCCUCUCUGAUCCCAGUGAUGACACCAAGGGAUUCUUUGACCCAAAUACUCAUGAGAACCUGACAUACAUGCAGCUGCUGGAAAGAUGCAAUAAAGACCCAAGGACUGGGCUAUAUAUGCUAGAAGUAAGGUACAGCAAGCCAUCCUACUUCCAAAUAGACAAAAAAAUAGAAAGUACAUUGCAGUCUAAAACAAUCCAUAUUAAAGUUGGGAGAUACAAAGGGCAAAAUAUUUCAAUUUGGGAACUUCUCAACUCCCAGUAUUUGUUGGAAAAAAGACUCGAUCUUCUGAAAAAAUACCAAUCAGGUUCUAUAACUAUUGAGGAACUAAUACAAAUUAUCACAACCAUUAUUGAAGAAACAGAAAAUAAAACAAGUUUUGGAGAUGUGAAUGGCUCUAUUACAGAUCAGUCUCAACAAAAUAAAGAUGCGGUCCAAACUACCAAACAAAACCAGCAAACAAUACUACAGUCACACCUUGUGUCAAUUACUAAAGGGAAGUUACAAGGUCAAAAGAUCUCCCUAUGGGACUUGUUGAAUUCAGCAUAUAUAACAGAAGUUAAAAAGCAUGAGCUUUUGCAGAAGUAUACUGCAGGCACUUUAACUCUAGAAGAUAUGAUUCAAAUAAUUAUAACCCUUAUUAGUCAAACAGAUGAAAAGACGGUUACUAUAGAACAAAAAGAGUUUGAAACUACAAACAACUCUUUACAACUUAAUAUUUCAACACAUACAGAUGAGCAACUCAAAAACGCCUUGAGUGCUAUCAAAGUUAUUGUGCAACCUGGUCAGUUUCAAGAACAAAGAGUGUCUCUAUGGGAAGUUCUAAAUUCUAAAUACAUCCCAGCAAACGAAAGGGAUGUUCAGCUGAAAAAACAUCAGACAUCUGUAAAGGAACUAAAACAAGUUAUUACAGAUUUGGUUGAAGUUGAAGAGGCAAAAUCUGACCAGGAAAUACAAAAUGCACUAGAAAAGAAGACUGCAGAAGUUGCCGUAGGAGAGUUCAAAGGACAAAGUGUCUCUCUGUGGGUACUUCUUCACUCUAAAUAUGUCAGUGAAGAGAAAAGAAAAGAGCUGCUGGAAAAGUACAAACAUGGAGAAUUAACUGAGGAAGAAAUCUUAAGAAUUAUUAUCAAAAUCAUUGAGGAAAUAGAAGAGAGAAGCCGUAAUCUGAAAUUUAAGGGUCUCAGAAGGCAAAUCACAGCCACAGAGUUGCUCCAGUCAGAAAUCAUUGACCAGAGUACAAUGAAUGAACUGACUCAGGGAAGCAGAACAGUUGAGCAGGUAACUCAAAUGGACUCCGUAAAGCGCUACCUUGAAGGAACCAGCUGCAUCGCUGGUGUGUUUGUAACCUCUAAGAAAGACCCCUCUAAAAGAGAGAAAAUUAACAUUUAUGAAGCCAUGUUAAAUCGCAUACUGAGACCUGGGUCAGCUUUGAUUCUUCUCGAAGCUCAAGCAGCUACUGGAUUUGUUAUUGAUUCCAUACAAAAUAAGAAACUUUCUGUAGAUGAGGCCUUAUCUGCUGGACUGAUUGGCUAUGAGAUUUAUAAUAAACUUCUUUCCGCAGAAAAAGGAGUAACAGGUUACACUGAUCCUUACUCUGGUGAAAAGAUCUCAUUGUUCCAGGCGAUGCAAAAAGACCUUAUUGUGAAAGAGCAUGGCAUUCGUCUAUUGGAAGCACAGAUUGCCACUGGAGGUAUCAUCGACCCAGUGCACAGCCAUCGUGUUCCAGUGGAAGUAGCUUACAAACGUGGUUACUUUGAUGAAGAGAUGAACCAGAUUCUUUCUGAUCCCAGUGAUGACACUAAAGGAUUCUUUGAUCCAAACACUCAUGAGAACCUAACAUAUAUGCAGCUUCUCCAAAGAUGCAUUCAAGAUCCUGGUACUGGUCUAUAUAUGCUAGAUGUGAAGGAUAGUAAGUCUUCUUUUCAUCAGACAGAUAUACAAAGUACGCUAAAGUCGAAAAUUAUUCAGAUUACAACUGGGCAGUUUCAAGGCAAAAAUAUAUCCAUCUGGGAACUUCUAAACUCCAAAUAUAUCUCAGAGGGAAAAAGAGAAGAACUUUUAAAAAAGUACAGAACUGGUACCUUGUCCAUGGAUGAACUUAUAACCAUUGUCACCACUAUAAUUACUGAGACAGAGGUAUCACAAGUGGACUCAACAGAAUCUUUUAAUCAUAAUGAACAAAUACAUACACUGUUACAAUCACAAAAGGUAGAUGUAAGUGUUGGUGAUUUUAAAGGACAAUGUGUGACAUUGUGGGAGCUUCUAAACUCUCGUUAUAUAGCAAAAGAGCAAAGGAAUGAAAUAUUAGAGAAGAUGAAAGUAGGGACUUUAUCCAUCCAAGAAGUUAUUACUUUAAUUAUCACAAUCAUCACUGAAUCAGAACUGAAACGUAUUGAGCAAAUACAGCAAUUUAAUCAGGUAUCUGUAGAACAAUCUAAAACUUCUGACCAUUCAAUUUAUGAGGAUGAAAUCAAGAAAGCCCUACAGAGUAUUAGCAUUCAUAUAAAGAAAGGGCAGUUUCAAGGUCAGGAAAUUUCUGUUUGGGAUCUUCUUCAAACAAGUUACAUCACAGAGGAAAAGAGGCAAGAACUUCUAGGAAACUACAAAUUGACUGUCCAAGACAUUAUAACAAUUGUUAUUAAAUCUGUCGAUGAGGUUGAAAACCAGAAUUCAUCUUUCAAGACAGAAUACAAAUUGAAUGAUGACAUAUACAAUAAUUUAAAGACAGUACAAGUUGAAAUUUCAGUAGGCGAGUACAAAGGUAAAAAAAUGUUGCUUUGGGAUCUACUGAUGACUUCCAAAUAUAUAUCAGAAGAGAAAAAGGUGGAGCUGUUUAAAAAACUGAAUUCUGGGAAGCUUGAUACCAAUGAAUUGAUUAAAGUUAUCAUCACAAUAAUAGAAGAGACAGAGGAGAAAAGCAAAAAACUAAAAUUUAAAGGUCUUAGGAGACAAGUAACUGCAACUGAGCUGCUCACAUCUGAAAUCAUCGACCAGAAGACUCUGACAGAAUUGACCCAGGGAAAAAAAACUGUAGAAGAAGUGACACAAAUGGACACAGUAAAGAGAUACCUAGAAGGGACAAGCUGUAUAGCAGGAGUAUUAGUACCAUCCAUUAAACAUCCAUCAAAGAUAGAAAAGAUGAGUAUUUAUGAUGCAAAGCUGAAGCAUGUCCUGAGACCAGGGACAGCACUAGUACUCCUUGAAGCUCAGGCAGCCACUGGAUUUGUUAUUGACCCCAUAAAAAAUAAGAAACUCUCUGUAGAUGAAGCAGUUACUGCUUCCCUUGUUGGUCAAGAACUCCAUGGAAAGUUACUUUCUGCAGAGAAAGCAGUAACUGGAUACAAAGAUCCUUACACGGGUGACAAGAUAUCCCUGUUCCAGGCCAUGCAAAAAGACCUCAUUGUGAAAGACCAUGGCAUUCGCCUACUGGAAGCACAAAUUGCAACUGGCGGCAUCAUUGACCCAGUGCACAGUCAUCGUGUCCCUGUGGAAGUAGCUUACAAACGUGGUUACUUUGAUGAAGAAAUGAACCAAAUACUCUCUGAUCCCAGUGAUGACACCAAGGGAUUCUUUGACCCAAAUACUCAUGAGAACCUGACUUACAUGCAGCUCCUGGAAAGAUGCAUUAAAGACCCAGAUACUGGACUAUAUAUGCUAGAUGUAAAGAACAGCAAGCCAUCCUACUUCCAAAUAGACAAAAAAAUAGAAAGUACAUUGCAGUCCAAAACAAUCCAUAUUAAUGUUGGGAAAUACACAGGGCAAAACAUUUCAGUUUGGGAACUUCUCAACUCCCAGUAUUUGUUGGAAAAAAGACUAGAUCUUCUGAAAAAAUACCAAUCAGGUUCUAUAACUAUUGAGGAACUAAUACAAAUUAUCACAACCAUUAUUGAAGAAACAGAAAAUAAAACAAGUUUUGGAGAUGUGAAUGGCUCUAUUACAGAUCAGUCUCAACAAAAUAAAGAUGCGGUCCAAACUACCAAACAAAACCAGCAAACAAUACUACAGUCACACCUUGUGUCAAUUACUAAAGGGAAGUUACAAGGUCAAAAGAUCUCCCUAUGGGACUUGUUGAAUUCAGCAUAUAUAACAGAGGAUAAAAAGCAUGAGCUUUUGCAGAAGUAUACUGCAGGCACUUUAACUCUAGAAGAUAUGAUUCAAAUAAUUAUAACCCUUAUUAGUCAAACAGAUGAAAAGACAGUUACUAUAGAACAAAAAGAGUUUGAAACUACAAACAACUCUUUACAACUUAAUAUUUCAACACAUACAGAUGAGCAACUCAAAAAAGCCUUGAGUGCUAUCAAAGUUAGUGUGCAACCUGAUCAGUUUCAAGAACAAAGAGUGUCUCUAUGGGAAGUUCUAAAUUCUAAAUACAUCCCAGCAAACGAAAGGGAUGUUCAGCUGAAAAAACAUCAGACAUCUGUAAAGGAACUAAAACAAGUUAUUACAGAUUUGGUUGAAGUUGAAGAGGCAAAAUCUGACCAGGAAAUACAAAAUGCACUAGAAAAGAAGACUGCAGAAGUUGCCGUAGGAGAGUUCAAAGGACAAAGUGUCUCUCUGUGGGUACUUCUUCACUCUAAAUAUGUCAGUGAAGAGAAAGGAAAAGAGCUGCUGGAAAAGUACAAACAUGGAGAAUUAACUGAGGAAGAAAUCUUAAGAAUUAUUAUCAAAAUCAUUGAGGAAAUAGAAGAGAGAAGCCGUAAUCUGAAAUUUAAAGGUCUCAGAAGGCAGAUCACAGCCACAGAGUUGCUCCAGUCAGAAAUCAUUGACCAGAGUACAAUGAAUGAACUGACUCAGGGAAGCAGAACAGUUGAGCAGGUGACUCAAAUGGACUCUGUAAAGCGCUACCUUGAAGGAACCAGCUGCAUCGCUGGUGUGUUUGUAACCUCUAAGAAAGACCCCUCUAAAAGAGAGAAAAUUAACAUUUAUGAAGCCAUGUUAAAUCGCAUACUGAGACCUGGGUCAGCUUUGAUUCUUCUCGAAGCUCAAGCAGCUACUGGAUUUGUUAUUGAUUCCAUACAAAAUAAGAAACUUUCUGUAGAUGAGGCCUUAUCUGCUGGACUGAUUGGCUAUGAGAUUUAUAAUAAACUUCUUUCCGCAGAAAAAGGAGUAACAGGUUACACUGAUCCUUACUCUGGUGAAAAGAUCUCAUUGUUCCAGGCGAUGCAAAAAGACCUUAUUGUGAAAGAGCAUGGCAUUCGUCUAUUGGAAGCACAGAUUGCCACUGGAGGUAUCAUCGACCCAGUGCACAGCCAUCGUGUUCCAGUGGAAGUAGCUUACAAACGUGGUUACUUUGAUGAAGAGAUGAACCAGAUUCUUUCUGAUCCCAGUGAUGACACUAAAGGAUUCUUUGAUCCAAACACUCAUGAGAACCUAACAUAUAUGCAGCUUCUCCAAAGAUGCAUUCAAGAUCCUGGUACUGGUCUAUAUAUGCUAGAUGUGAAGGAUAGUAAGUCUUCUUUUCAUCAGACAGAUAUACAAAGUACGCUAAAGUCGAAAAUUAUUCAGAUUACAACUGGGCAGUUCCAAGGCAAAAAUAUAUCCAUCUGGGAACUUUUAAACUCCAAAUAUAUCUCAGAGGAAAAAAGAGAAGAACUUUUAAAAAAGUACAGAACUGGUACCUUGUCCAUGGAUGAACUUAUAACCAUUGUCACCACUAUAAUUACUGAGACAGAGGUAUCACAAGUGGACUCAACAGAAUCUUUUAAUCAUAAUGAACAAAUACAUACACUGUUACAAUCACAAAAGGUAGAUGUAAGUGUUGGUGAUUUUAAAGGACAAUGUGUGACAUUGUGGGAGCUUCUAAACUCUCGUUAUAUAGCAAAAGAGCAAAGGAAUGAAAUAUUAGAGAAGAUGAAAGUAGGGACUUUAUCCAUCCAAGAAGUUAUUACUUUAAUUAUCACAAUCAUCACUGAAUCAGAACUGAAACGUAUUGAGCAAAUACAGCAAUUUAAUCAGGUAUCUGCAGAACAAUCUAAAACUUCUGACCAUUCAAUUUAUGAGGAUGAAAUCAAGAAAGCCCUACAGAGUAUUAGCAUUCAUAUAACGAAAGGGCAGUUUCAAGGUCAGGAAAUUUCUGUUUGGGAUCUUCUUCAAACAAGUUACAUCACAGAGGAAAAGAGGCAAGAACUUCUAGGAAACUACAAAUUGACUGUCCAAGACAUUAUAACAAUUGUUAUUAAAUCUGUCGAUGAGGUUGAAAACCAGAAUUCAUCUUUCAAAACAGAAUACAAAUUGAAUGAUGACAUAUACAAUAAUUUAAAGACAGUACAAGUUGAAAUUUCAGUAGGCGAGUACAAAGGUAAAAAAAUGUUGCUUUGGGAUCUACUGAUGACUUCCAAAUAUAUAUCAGAAGAGAAAAAGGUGGAGCUGUUUAAAAAACUGAAUUCUGGGAAGCUUGAUACCAAUGAAUUGAUUAAAGUUAUCAUCACAAUAAUAGAAGAGACAGAGGAGAAAAGCAAAAAACUAAAAUUUAAAGGUCUUAGGAGACAAGUAACUGCAACUGAGCUGCUCACAUCUGAAAUCAUCGACCAGAAGACUCUGACAGAAUUGACCCAGGGAAAAAAAACUGUAGAAGAAGUGACACAAAUGGACACAGUAAAGAGAUACCUAGAAGGGACAAGCUGUAUAGCAGGAGUAUUAGUACCAUCCAUUAAACAUCCAUCAAAGAUAGAAAAGAUGAGUAUUUAUGAUGCAAAGCUGAAGCGUGUCCUGAGACCAGGGACAGCACUAGUACUCCUUGAAGCUCAGGCAGCCACUGGAUUUGUUAUUGACCCCAUAAAAAAUAAGAAACUCUCUGUAGAUGAAGCAGUUACUGCUUCCCUUGUUGGUCAAGAACUCCAUGGAAAGUUACUUUCUGCAGAGAAAGCAGUAACUGGAUACAAAGAUCCUUACACGGGUGACAAGAUAUCCCUGUUCCAGGCCAUGCAAAAAGACCUCAUUGUGAAAGACCAUGGCAUUCGCCUACUGGAAGCACAAAUUGCAACUGGCGGCAUCAUUGACCCAGUGCACAGUCAUCGUGUCCCUGUGGAAGUAGCUUACAAACGUGGUUACUUUGAUGAAGAAAUGAACCAAAUACUCUCUGAUCCCAGUGAUGACACCAAGGGAUUCUUUGACCCAAAUACUCAUGAGAACCUGACAUACAUGCAGCUCCUGGAAAGAUGCAUUAAAGACCCAGAUACUGGACUAUAUAUGCUAGAUGUAAAGAACAGCAAGCCAUCCUACUUCCAAAUAGACAAAAAAAUAGAAAGUACAUUGCAGUCCAAAACAAUCCAUAUUAAAGUUGGGAAAUACACAGGGCAAAACAUUUCAAUUUGGGAACUUCUCAACUCCCAGUAUUUGCUGGAAAAAAGACUAGAUCUUCUGAAAAAAUACCAAUCAGGUUCUGUAACUAUUGAGGAACUAAUACAAAUUAUCAUAACCAUUAUUGAAGAAACAGAAAAUAAAACAAGUUUUGGAGAUGUGAAUGGUUCUAUUACAGAUCAGUCUCAACAAAAUAAAGAUGCGGUCCAAACUACCAAACAAAACCAGCAAACAAUACUACAGUCACACCUUGUGUCAAUUACUAAAGGGAAGUUACAAGGUCAAAAGAUCUCCCUAUGGGACUUGUUGAAUUCAGCAUAUAUAACAGAGGAUAAAAAGCAUGAGCUUUUGCAGAAGUAUACUGCAGGCACUUUAACUCUAGAAGAUAUGAUUCAAAUAAUUAUAACCCUUAUUAGUCAAACAGAUGAAAAGACAGUUACUAUAGAACAAAAAGAGUUUGAAACUACAAACAACUCUUUACAACUUAAUAUUUCAACACAUACAGAUGAGCAACUCAAAAAAGCCUUGAGUGCUAUCAAAGUUAGUGUGCAACCUGGUCAGUUUCAAGAGCAAAGAGUGUCUCUAUGGGAAGUUCUAAAUUCUAAAUGCAUCCCAGCAAAUGAAAGGGAUGUUCAGCUGAAAAAUCAUCAGACAUCUGUAAAGGAACUAAAACAAGCUAUUACAGAAUUGGUUGAAGUUGAAGAGGCAAAAUCUGACCAGGAAAUACAAAAUGCACUAGAAAAGAAGACUGCAGAAGUUGCCGUAGGAGAGUUCAAAGGACAAAGUGUCUCUCUGUGGGUACUUCUUCACUCUAAAUAUGUCAGUGAAGAGAAAAGAAAAGAGUUGCUGGAAAAGUACAAACAUGGAGAAUUAACUGAGGAAGAAAUCUUAAGAAUUUUUAUCAAAAUCAUUGAGGAAAUAGAAGAGAGAAGCCGUAAUCUGAAAUUUAAAGGUCUCAGAAGGCAGAUCACAGCCACAGAGUUGCUCCAGUCAGAAAUCAUUGACCAGAGUACAAUGAAUGAACUGACUCAGGGAAGCAGAACAGUCGAGCAGGUGACUCAGAUGGACUCUGUAAAGCGCUACCUUGAAGGAACCAGCUGCAUCGCUGGUGUAUUUGUAACAUCUAAGAAAGACCCCUCUAAAAGAGAGAAAAUUAACAUUUAUGAAGCCAUGUUAAAUCGCAUACUGAGACCAGGGUCAGCUUUGAUUCUUCUCGAAGCUCAAGCAGCUACUGGAUUUGUUAUUGAUUCCAAACAAAAUAAGAAACUUUCUGUAGAUGAGGCCUUAUCUGCUGGAUUGAUUGGCCAUGAGAUUUAUAAUAAACUUCUUUCCGCAGAAAAAGGAGUAACAGGUUACACUGAUCCUUACUCUGGUGAAAAGAUCUCACUGUUCCAGGCGAUGCAAAAAGACCUUAUUGUGAAAGAGCAUGGCAUUCGUCUAUUGGAAGCGCAGAUUGCCACUGGAGGUAUCAUCGACCCAGUGCACAGCCAUCGUGUUCCAGUAGAAGUAGCUUACAAACGUGGUUACUUUGAUGAAGAGAUGAGCCAGAUCCUUUCUGAUCCCAGUGAUGACACUAAAGGAUUCUUUGACCCAAACACUCAUGAAAACCUAACAUAUAUGCAGCUUCUCCAAAGAUGCAUUUACGAUACUGAGACCGAUUUAUAUAUGUUAGAUGUGAACAGAAGCCCCUUAUCCUUUUCACAAGCAGAGGACAAAACAAACAAAAACUUGCAGUCUAAGACUAUUCAGAUUACAACUGGGCAGUUCCAAGGCAAGAAUGUUUCAGUUUGGGAGCUUCUCCAUUCCAAAUAUCUCUCAAUAGAAAAACAAGAGGAACUUCUGAAACGGUACAGAUCUGGUGCUUUGUCCAUUGAUGAACUUAUAGUGAUUAUUACUACAAUUAUUAAUGAUGCAGAGAAAGUUGCUUCUGUCAACCAGAAAGUAGAAGUUCAGAAAUCCUUGCAAUCUGUGCAAAUAGAUAUUUCUGUUGGAAGCUCUAAAGAGAAAUCUAUGUCUGUGUGGGACGUUAUCAAUUCAGAAUAUAUCGUUGAAAAAGAAAGGGAAGAACUGCUGGAAAAGUUCCAGUCUGGAACAUUAACUUUGGAAGAACUAAUCAAAAUCAUUAUUACAAAUAUAGAAAAGAAAACAAAGCACGUUACCAAACCCUCACAAAUAACAGUGCCGGAAAUAACCAUAACUUCACAUUCAGUGGAAGAUUGGCCUUCAGAUGAACAAUUCCAAAGAGCACUGCAAGUUAUUCCAUGUGAUAUGUCAAAGCAAAAUGAAAAGGAAAGUGUUUCUGUUUGGGAACUUUUACAUAAUCAAAAUGUUUCUGAGGAUGAACGACAAAAACUCUUGCUAACUUGUAAACACACAGCCCAAGAAGUUAUGACUAUUUGCACCAACAUCAUAAAAACAGGUGAAGAAAGAGACUGUUCUACUGAGAGCUUUGCUGUUGAUGAACAAACACAAAGUUCUUUAAAGGCUAAAAUGGUUGAAGUCUCCUCUGGUGAACUUAAGGGACAAUUAUUGUCUGUUUGGGACCUGCUGCAUUCCAAAUAUAUCUCAGUUGAAAAAAGUAAAGAUCUAUUGUUAGCGCACAUUUUUGGUACUCUAACCCUUGAUGAAAUGAUCAAAAUGAUUAUAACUAUUCUUGAGGAGUCGCUAGAGAAAUCAAGUCAGCUCAAGUUUAAAGGGCUUCGACGACAAGUGACAGCCACUGAAUUGUUGAUUUCUGAAAUUAUUGACCAGAAGACACUGACAGAAUUGACCCAGGGGAGCAAGACAUUGGAGGAGGUGACUCAGAUGGACUCAGUAAAGCGCUACUUGGAAGGUACUAGCUGUAUUGCAGGUGUUUUUGUUCCCGCUAAACAAAACCCAUCAAAGAGAGAGAAAAUUAGCAUUUACCAAGCUAUGUGGAAAAACAUAUUAAGGCCUGGUACUGCAUUGGUGCUUUUAGAAGCCCAAGCUGCAACUGGUUUUAUCAUUGACCCAAUCAACAACAAAAAACUAUCAGUAGAUGAGGCAGUUUCUGCUGGAGUAGUUGGCAAGGAGCUGCAUGCUAAACUUCUAUCAGCAGAGAGAGCUGUGACUGGUUAUAAUGACCCUUACACAAGUAAGAAGAUUUCUCUCUUUCAAGCCAUGAAAAAAAAUUUAAUAGUGAAAGACCACGGUAUCCGUUUAUUGGAAGCACAGAUUGCCACAGGAGGUAUCAUUGAUCCCAUUCACAGUCAUCGUGUACCUGUUGAGGUGGCAUACAAACGUGGAUAUUUUGAUGAAGAAAUGAGCCAAAUCUUGUCUGAUCCCACGGAUGACACAAAAGGAUUCUUUGAUCCAAACACUCAUGAGAACCUGACCUAUAUGCAAUUACUCCAAAGAUGCAUGCAGGAUACAGAAACUGGGCUGUCAAUGUUGGAGGUGAAAGAAAGCAAAUCAUCCUACUUCCACAUAGACCAGACAAUCAAAAAUGCCCUUCAGUCCAAAACUGUUCAGUACCAAGGGCAGAAUGUUUCUCUUUGGGAAAUUUUCAACUCCCAAUACGUCUUAGAGGAUGAAAAAGUAAGACAGGAACUGCUAACACAAUACAAAUCAGGAACUCUAACUAUUGAACAGCUUAUGGCAAGAAUUGCUGAAAUCACUGAGAAAUCAGAGCAUAAAAGCCACAGCGAGAUCAAAAGCAGAGUCAUUAAAGGCCAUGGGCAUCCCCAUAAACAUGGCAUUGAGCAAAUGGAACAAAGCCAAAAUUUACUAAAGUCUGUUGAGGUUGAGAUAACCUUUGGCAAACAUAAAGGUAAAAAACUUUCUCUGUUGCAGCUCCUAGAUUCUAAAGAUAUCACCAGUGAGAAAAAGAGAGAGCUCCUCGAGAAGUAUGAGAAUGGAGUUCUGUCUCUGGAGGAACUUAUAAACUAUAUUACUGAACUCACCAUGGAAAAAGAAACAAGAGAUAAAACUGUUUCCAGGCAAGAUAAAACAGUAAAAGAUGGAGAAUCAACUCUUGAUUUUCUGCCAGAGCCAAUACAAAAAUCUUUGCAGUCAUUUUAUGUCCCAAACUCAGUUGGUGAAUUCCAGCAGCAAAACAUUACUUUGUGGGAAGUCCUACAUUAUAGCAACAUAUCAAAUGAAAAGAGACAAUAUUUGCUGACAAAGUACUAUUUGACUAUUCAAGAGAUAAUUUCAGUGAUUACCAAAUUACUCCAAAGUACAGAAAAAACAUCAACUCUGCAGAUACGUGAAGACACAGCCAAAUUUUUAAUGUCUGUGACUGUGCAAGUAAACACUGGGGAAUUUAAAAUAGAAGGUAAAAGUCAUACACUUUGGGAGCUUCUUCACUCUAAAUAUAUCACCAAAGAGAAAAGAAAGGAGCUCCUUGAGAAGUUUGAAUCUAAGACUUUGACUUGGGAAGAAAUCUUUAAUAUAAUUGUCACUAUUAUUAAGGAGACAGAAGAGAGAGGUCAAAAGCUCAAAUUUAAGGGUCUGAGAAGGCAAGUGACAGCCAGUGAACUGCUACAGUCGGAGAUCAUCGAUCAAAAUACUCUCACAGAACUAACACAGGGAAAAAAAACCCUGGCAGAGGUAACUAAGAUGGAUUCAGUAAAGCGUUAUCUUGAAGGAACUAGCUGUAUAGCUGGAAUUAUUGUUCAAUCCAAGAAUGACCAAUCAAAGACAGAGAAGAUGAGCAUUUAUAAUGCCAUGUUGAAGCGUAUUUUGAGGCCAGGUACUGCGCUUGUCCUGCUAGAGGCACAAGCAGCUACUGGCUUUAUUAUUGAUCCAAUGAAAAACACAAAACUUGCUGUGGAUGAAGCAGUAGCUGCCCGGGUGAUUGGCCAAGAACUGUAUUCAAAGUUACUGUCUGCAGAGAGAGCAGUCACUGGUUAUAAUGACCCCACUACUGGUGAAAAGAUUUCUCUCUUCCAGGCUAUGCAGAAAGACUUAAUUGUAAAAGAUCACGGUAUCAGGUUGUUGGAAGCCCAGAUUGCUACUGGUGGAAUUAUUGACCCAGUACACAGCCAUCGUGUUCCUGUAGAUGUGGCUUAUAAACGUGGCUUUUUUGAUGAGGAGAUGAACCAGAUCCUCUCUGAUCCCACUGAUGACACCAAGGGAUUUUUUGAUCCCAAUACACAUGAGAAUCUGACCUAUAUGCAACUGCUACAGAGAUGCAAACAAGAUCCAGAAACUGGAUUGUGCAUGUUGGUUGUGAUCAGUAAAUAGACUUGAAGGAACCAUCAUAAAGACCAUAAAACCAACAAAAAUGUUAUGUGGUUUGGAAGUUCUCAGCAUGAGCUUUGAAUAUCCUUCAUGAGAACUGUGCAUGUGCAUGAAUUGCGUAGAGAUUUCUGCAGGAGAAAAAUGUGUUUUUUAUGUUAGUGUGUCUAUUUUUUAACAACCUUUCUUUUUAUUGCUUAAGGGCUGCCAGUGUAUUACAUAUACUUAUGGACUGACACACUGUUACUUCAAACACAAAAGAGCUACAAUCAAUGUAGGAGUCUACCAAUUUAGUCCACCCUGUCUCAGUCACAUAACAGCCUGUUAAACCUGCAAAAUCUGUUAAAUCUGUUUAGUGAGUAGAAAAGUCCAACCACUUUUCAGCUGCCACAUAGAGAGAGACCAAUGGGUUAACACAGGGAUGCCUGUUAAGCCAAUACAUUCUACUAAAAUUAAGAGUGGUUUUGCUAUAUUUUUACAAACUCUCCUAUUACCAAAAGCAAAUUUUGUAAAUAAAUAUUAAUAGUCAGUGUUUACGUGAGUUACCAGAUGUUAAAGCAAUCUUAUGUUUGUAGGAUACUGAAAAUGACUCCAUGUUAUUAUACAGGGGUCCAAACCAAAAGACUUGGGUUUAAUGUGACUGCGUCUCAUGAUGAUCUGGAGUCAGGUUGGUAGCCAGAACCAUACACCCACAAGCAUCUCAAGAAUACACUAGCCAACAGAAACCUUUAUAAACAGAUACAAGUCCCUUGAAAACAAAAAAAUCAAUAUGUUCAAGCCAUUAAUAGUGAGUUGUUCUACAGAGAAGUUGUCUUCUUGCAAAAUGUACAAUCUCCUUUCUUUAAUACUGUGAUCUUUUUUAAGCUUUGGGUUGCUGUUUUUUUUACUGUGUAAUAAAUAAAUGUACACUAA